AGUGCAUAGCGAGGUGAACAGGAGUUCAAAGUGAUAACAGUUAAUCAAGGUACAGGGUUUAUACGACUGCUGUGCACGUAGCAGCUCAGUGUGCAGACCCGCCACCUCACAACUUGUCGACUACCCGGCGGUCCCGUUACUACAGGCAGAGUACAUGUUACUUUACCAGCGACACUUCUUCGUUUUACUCAAAUCUCUUGUGUUAGUAAGAUGGAUACGGUGUGCAUCAAAGAUAAAUUCGGCAACGAUCGGUGGUUUCUUGGCGAGGACAUACGGCUCCCAAUCUUCAUAGAAAAACUUAGUCUAGCGGACCGCUUGAGUUUCAUCCACAACGUUGACCUUAGACCUGACGACGUCAUCGUUGCCGGUUACAUGAGAUCAGGUAACAACUGGAUUCAUCAGAUGAUCUACAUGUUGCUGGAAGGAACCCUGGACCCGCCUCCCUUGUUUGGACCGGAUUCUAACGUGUACCUGGAGUUUGCCUCAGACACCAGACGCGUCCCCCCACCUGUCAAACCUCGCGCUUUUUACACGCACCUUCUCUUCAAGGACCUGCCAAAGGUCGUCACUGAAAAAAAGGUCAAGGUGGUGCACAUCACGCGGAACCUCAAGGAUGUCUUCGUGUCUUUGUAUUGUAUUUUACAAAAAUAUUCUUUCUGCGAAUAUUAUCCAACGUGGCCAGAGUUUUUUUCUACUAUGCUAGAUGAUGGCGUGUCGUAUGGAGACAUCUUUGACCACGUGACAAGCUGGGAGAAGGCGAUCGACGAUCAUCCUGAACAUCCAUUUUACUGUGUGACGUACGAGGAGUUGACACAAAAUGGUGUUGAUCAACUGGAACGUAUUGACCAGUUCCUGGAGACACACAGAGGAAGACCUUUCUGCCAGGCGGUGGUUGAGAAAUGUCGCAUCGACAACAUGGUCAAUCUGCGAAUGUCACAAGACGUUAACUUUGAUCGCAACUUGCUUUUCAGAAAAGGAGUUGUAGGAGACUGGAAGAACUGGUUCACUGUGGCGCAGAACGAGGAAUUCGAGGAGGUCGUCCGAAAGAAGAUGGCCGGCUACAAAAGUCUCCUUCGUUACCAACUUGAAUAAUUAAAUCAACACAUUGCAAAUCUCAGUACCAGCAGAUAGUGUCUUUUAUCAGGCAAUGUAUUCUUCGUUCUUCUCGAUAUUCCAGACUGCCACAGUACUCAUACGAAAGUGUCUGUAAAUCCCUACCCCAUACUGAUGAUCUCAGUCUACUGUUGUUAUAAUGAGUAUACAGGAAAACUCUCCCUCAGUGAAAAUCAGAAACUCUAGAUACCGAUAGGAAUGUCAGCUUUUUUAUAAUCCGGAUACUAAGCUUUCGAUAAAUAUCGUCUCCAAAAAUUGAUAAUAAAGCUACGUAAUGUCCAUAAAGUCAGCCGGUCUGAAGACUCCUAUAAGUGUACAAGCUACAUACUCACAAGAACAAUAAAGUAUUGUCAAUGUGGCGAACGAUAGUCAUUACAUAGAGCUGUCUGAAUGAUGAAGAAUUUAACUCAUAAAUAGAAGAUUCGUCUAAUUACUCUAAUAAAUGUAAAAUCCUCUGUUUGAUAUGAAAAUCAGUGAUUGAUGCAGCUUGAAGACGAGACGUGGUGUAAAACUAUAUUGUAACUAUUGAAGAUACUUCUUUGAAAAGACAACGGAACUGAUAUCAAAACAAAUUAGAAAAUUAUUAUAUAGCUUAUUUUUCCCGGAGACUUCUAUUUAUAAUCAGCAAAUUGAAGGCAACCUUAUAUUUGAAUGCCGUCGAAAGCACUGAUGAUCCCAUUCUGUCUCGUCAGAGGUGUUGGUGUGCACGGCUUGGUGUAUGUCCAAACUAUGAAUGUGUGAUUAAGACAAAAGAAAAAAAAAUAUUGUGUGUUGUCGGUGGCACGUGUCGCCAGAGUUGCCUUUCCUUGAAAAAAGGUGGGAAAGGAGUGAAGGUAAUAUCUCGCACGUUCUUUAAGGGACUGCGUUUAUCGAGGUCACUGCUGAGAUCACGUGGAUACUUUACAUUUCGUGAACCUGUACAUGAGUUCGGGGUACAUCAAUAGAUGAUGUAUGCAAUCAUUCUCCUACAUGGUCUUACCUGAGCGCUGUGCUGGGAGUGCCGUGCAUCGUCAAACACGCAAGUCCUUUAGGGAACAGUUGGAGUCUGUACUUAUCCAGUCUUACAACUGCAGCUGAUACCUGCUGAAGGUGCUUUACAUACACCAGUACUUACGAAGGAACAUUAAAGCUCACCAUCAGUGUGACUUUUUGUGAAGAGUGGCUGUAUCGGAUGUAUAAUUAUAAUUAAAUGUCCGAGAGAAACUCUCAACUUUUUUCUGCGUCACGACGUGACGUCAAAAUGUAGGCUGACGUCACAUGUCACGUGUCUCAAUUCUACAUGUGCUUGAACGAAUAAAACAAAAUAAAGGUAAAAGGC
Molecule: messenger RNA, 2431 nt
Organism: Pomacea canaliculata
Lineage: Eukaryota; Metazoa; Mollusca; Gastropoda; Architaenioglossa; Ampullariidae
Product: sulfotransferase 1A2-like
Exons: 5
Coding region: 211-1092 (293 amino acids)
Biological process (GO): sulfation
Cellular component (GO): cytoplasm
Molecular function (GO): sulfotransferase activity
Source: RefSeq, a predicted model, not a curated record